GUUAAUAAUAAACAUUUUUCAGAGGAGAAACGAUGUAAAACGUGUUUUUAAAGCCGGCCCGGUCGCUGUGACUGAGCUAACCGCGGUUGUCAAUAAACGGGAUGAAGAUGGGUGGCAGUAAAACAAGUGGCAGCUGUGAGGGAACCCAUUUAAUUAUAUAGUAUUGGGUUGUGGAUAGAUAAAUAUAACACAUAUAACGCCAUCAAGUUUUAAUCACGUGUUUUAAAGGUGUGUAGUUGGCUAACUCAUAAACGUGGUGUCACAGUGCGCGUGUUGCCUUCAGGGUCCAGUGUGUCCAGUGUGUCCGGUUCUUUACGGUACGACGGACAACAACAUGGGACUGCUGUCCGACCCUAACAGGAGACGGGCUUUGAUCAGCCUGCUAACCCGCCUCAAUGCCCCAAUCUGUGUGGUCUGCUACAUGGCGGGCGUGGCCUGGUUCAUGGGGUUGGCGUUCGAGCCCUUCACCCUGAGGAACUACAUGUCAGAGAACGCCAUGGGGUCCACCAUGGUGGAGGAGCGCUUUCCUGCAGGGGAGCCGGCGCUGGCCACGGGCAGAGAGUUCGCAGCCCAUAAGAAGAAAACUGGGGGGAUGCCCGUGGACUGGCUGGUGAAGACCAUGCAGUCUCGAGGGCUGGAGGUGUUUACCCAGAGCUUCUCUCGCAGGUUGCCCUUUCCCGAUGAAGACAAAGAGAGAUACAUGGUGAAAGGCACAAAUGUAUACGGCAUCCUUCGGGCUCCGAGAGCUCCGCGGACCGAAGCCCUGGUGCUGAGCGCCCCCUGCAGCCCGGGAGACGACAACAAUCAGGCGGUGGGGCUGCUGCUGGGCUUGGCCCAGUAUUUCAGGAGUCAGAUCUUCUGGGCCAAAGACAUCAUCUUCCUGGUGAACGAGCACGAUCUGAUCGGCAUGCAGGCGUGGCUGGAGGGCUACCACCACACCAACACGACAGGUAUGGACUGGUCUCCGCUCCAGGGCCGCGGCGGCUCCAUCCAGGCGGCGCUGUGCCUGGAGCUCAGCAGUGACGUGGUCACCAGUCUGGACCUGGUCCUGGAGGGCCUCAACGGCCAGCUCCCCAACCUGGACUUAGCCAACCUCUUCUACGCCUUCUGUCAGAAGAUCGGCGUCCUCUGCACCACCCAGGGCAAGCUGCAGAGGAACGAUUGGGACAGCGUGUCCGGCUACAGCCACGCGGUGCAGACCAUGAUGCUGAUGGUGAUGAAGCAGGCCAGCGGGCGGUCCUGGGGCGACCACGGCCUCUUCCUGCGAUACCACAUCGAGGCCGCCACCAUCAAGGGCAUCAACAGCUUCCGCCAGUACAAGGCCGACGCCACCACCGUCGGCAGGCUGCUGGAGGGAAUGUAUCGGAAGCUGAAUAACCUCCUGGAGCGCCUCCACCAGUCCUACUUCUUCUACCUCAUGCCGUCCCUGUCUCACUUCGUCUCCAUCGGUUACUACAUGCCGGCCUUCGGCUUCCUCGCCGUCAUCCUGCUGCUUCGUGCCUUAGACCUGUGGGUUCAACUCACGACGCCACCGCCAAAAUCAGAAGACGGAGUCGUCGCCCCGGAGCAGAUGUCCAGUCCGGGCGUGCUGUCCGUGCUGACCCCGCUGGUGAUCAGCCACCUGACCGGCGUGGCGCUCUACACGCUGCCGAUCCAGUUCCAGGAGAUCGCCGUGGAACACUUCCCGGUGUCCGAGACCGAGGCCGUGGUCCUGACGGCCAUCGCCGUGUACACGGCGGGCCUGGCGCUGCCUCACAACACCCACAGGCUCCUGACGGGCCGGGGGACGGAGCACGGCUGGAAGGUGCUGAAGCUGGUCGCCGUGCUGUACCUGGCGGUGCUGCUCGGCUGCACCGCCCUCAUUAACUUCUCCCUGGGCUUCAUCCUGGCGCUCACCCUGGUGCCGGUGGCUGCCUUCGUCACCCCCGACGUCCCAAAGGCUCUGUCAGCCUUCGUCCUGGUCAUCCUCAGCCCGGCCUGCACGCUCCUCUUUUCCGUCUUUUUCUUCCAAGAGUUGCAGGAGAUGCCCGUCAGCUUCCUGGACGGCUGGAUGCUCUUCCUGUCGGUCAUCUCUCAGGGCAUCCUGGACCACGCCCUCUACGGCUCUCUGGUGUACCCGCUCGUGUCCCUGCUGGUGUAUCCGUGCUGGCUGCUCUUCUGGAACAUCCUCUUCUGGAAGUAAAGGGCAAGAGGUCCGUACAGGACGACUGGGGGUUGUCUCAGGUUUGUGUGACCGACGGGUCAAUCCACUGGAGAUGAAUAUCUAAAGGUCGAUUUAUAACUCCCUUUUUAUGCUGACAUUUUGUUCGUGUUUCACUCUAAAAAAAAAUAAUUGGGGGGGUCAGACUUGAUAAACCUGGACUGUUUUGUACUGAAAUCUCACUUGCGAUCUUUUCUCGGUAGCUAUUCAUGUCAUGAUUUGGAUUGCUUUUGGUAAAAUAUUAAGUUUUAUGCUUUUCUUUGUGGUACAUGAAGAGGAUGUGCUGGGUUUGUUUUUAGAUGUUUUCUUUUCUCAGGCGGGAUGAUGAUGAAUGACAGUAACCAACCAACUGAUAGCAUGAAAUGGAAGAACCGACCCGAUUGGUUGGUCGUCUGCCUCGUUUAAAAUAUCGGGUUCAUCUGUUGAACAAGCCGUCACCGUAUCUCAAUGUUUUUAUACUUGUUUUGAUAAAUUUAUUUGAAAUGUUUAUUUCAUAUUUAUAAAUGCCAAAUAAAAAAACUGAAAAGAA
Messenger RNA from Pseudoliparis swirei, 2729 nucleotides. RefSeq names its product glycosylphosphatidylinositol anchor attachment 1 (gene gpaa1). The record is from RefSeq and is a predicted model, not a curated record. Gene Ontology annotation, cellular component: GPI-anchor transamidase complex; membrane. The transcript has 12 exons. Gene Ontology annotation, biological process: attachment of GPI anchor to protein. Bases 335 to 2182 code for a protein of 615 amino acids. NCBI's taxonomy places the organism in Eukaryota, Metazoa, Chordata, Actinopteri, Perciformes, Liparidae.